This is a messenger RNA of Trichomonas vaginalis G3, 870 nucleotides long. RefSeq names its product nuclear envelope reassembly. NCBI's taxonomy places the organism in Eukaryota, Parabasalia, Trichomonadida, Trichomonadidae. Gene Ontology annotation, molecular function: ubiquitin binding. The transcript has a single exon. The record is from RefSeq and is a predicted model, not a curated record. Gene Ontology annotation, cellular component: nucleus; cytosol. Gene Ontology annotation, biological process: Golgi organization; nuclear membrane reassembly; autophagosome assembly. The coding region runs from base 1 to 870 and encodes 289 amino acids.
AUGGCUGAAAAACAAGUUGCUGAAAUAACUGGUAUUGAUAUUAAAACAGCAAAGCAAUAUUUGGAAAUGACGAAUGGAGAUGCCAAUAGAGCUGUUGAUUUAAUCUUUUCUGGUGCAGAAGUUAGAAAAACACCAAGAAUUAUUAAACCUAAAACUCCAAGACCGAAUAAUGCUGCUCCUUCUAGAACAUCAGUUGCUCCAAAGUCAAUUCAGCCUCUGAAAACGUCAAAUGAAAUAAUUAAUGAUAUAUUUACCGAAAUGAGUCAAAAAGAACUUCAGAAAAAUAGUAUUGGUGAUCAGUCAAAAGGAAAACAUUCAAUUACAUUCUAUAAAAAUGGUUUUAUUGUAGAUGAUGGAGAAUUCCGCGAAAAUUCUGAUCCUAAGAAUGCUGAUUUCUUAUCAUCAGUCAAUAAAGCUCAAAUACCAGAAGAAUUACGUGAUAAAUGUCGUCCAUCAGAUUUAGAUGUAAUAGAUAAGCGAGAAGAAGAGUACAUCAAGCCUAAAACACAGCCUAAUGUGUUUAUUGGUCAAUCUAAAAGCAUUGGAGGCGAUACAAACAAACGUCCAACAACUGCAUCAAAUCAAAAUUCAUCUCGAGCUCCAAAUACAUUCAAAGACUUUGCAAACCCGAACUUACCAUCAACAAAGAUCAGAUUACAACUCGAAGACAGUUCUAUCUUAUCUUUAUCCAUCAAUUUAUCAACAACCAUCAGAGAAUUGAAAAAAUAUAUAUCCCAAUGUCGACCAGAGUACAUUCAAAAUAAAAUUAAACUUGUUUUGAAUGUCCCUCAUAGAGAAAUUACAAAUGAUGCAGGAACAAUCGAGAGUGAAGGCCUCAAAAUGUCUCAGAUUCAAGUUAGCUCCAUUUAA